Molecule: messenger RNA, 9452 nt
Organism: Protopterus annectens (West African lungfish)
Lineage: Eukaryota; Metazoa; Chordata; Ceratodontiformes; Protopteridae
Gene: PAX2
Product: paired box 2
Exons: 12
Coding region: 1647-3164 (505 amino acids)
Biological process (GO): regulation of transcription by RNA polymerase II; anatomical structure development
Molecular function (GO): RNA polymerase II cis-regulatory region sequence-specific DNA binding; DNA-binding transcription factor activity, RNA polymerase II-specific
Source: RefSeq, a predicted model, not a curated record
AAAUAUUAAAUGCACAGCACAUUAUUCAUAAUUUCCAUUCUGUUAUUUUUUUCAUCUAACAGUAAUGCAGUCAGUGAAAGUAUCCAGCAAUAUACAGUUUGGUUAUUAAAUUAGUAAAUUUCCUGGGCAUCUUCUAGAAGCAUCAUGUUUUAUGUAGUUUAGGCCUUAUAGAGCUGUCUAAACUAAUAUCUAGAAUAAAACAUAAAAAUCCUUAGGAAUCAUUUUAGACGGAGGAGCAAUCCAAUAAAGUCAGCCUUUAUAUGGCAACGUGAGCAUGACACGUGUAUUCUAAUUGUACAAGGGGCAGCAUUUGCACAAGAAGAGUGCAUUUUUUAAAAUAUUAGAAGGGUUGUAGAGGCAGGAAUUUGAGUAAAAUUCUGGCUGCUCCCCAACCUGUAAGCAAUUGUUUGCAACUUCCUUUAUAUAGUUGGCAGUAAGUGGCUUCCAAAGAGUUUCCAGACUAUGUAGCUUAUUCUUAUUAUUGGUUCCUGCUAGACGUUGUUAGUUGUCUUUGUUUGCUAAAAGUGACUGUUAAACAAGGAAUUAAGCACGCGCACGCACACACACUUUUUUAUUAAAAGUCAGUUUCACAAGAGAAUGUGAAACUCUUUAUGAAGCCUCAUUCAUCCUGCCCUUAUAUUUCAGUUAUUUCAAUUGCUCUUUUCCUUUUUGUUGUCUUUCUGCAUCCAAAAACUUUGCUAACCAGGAUGCCUAGCUGCGUAGUUGGGCCUCCUCCUUCUUCUCAUCUGCCCACCCUGUGCUGAGGAGUUGCUCGCUACUAGCACCUCCUUCAUUUGGGCUCUGGGGCCGUGCGUCAGCGAAUCACAAAGUGUUGGAAUCUAUUGCCUUUGUCUGACAAGCCAUCCAUCUGCAUGCGGGAGGGGGAUCUGGAGGGGCUUUGCAGCUUUUAGAGAGACACACAUGAGGACACUAGGCUUUAUUUUCCAGUCCAGACUGUCAGUAAAAGCAUUAGCAGGAGAAUCUGCUCCUCCAAUCGCACCUAGAGAUAUCCACCACAGUCGCCUACCCGCCCUUCUUGUGCCACUCUCUGCGUGCUUGUAUACCCAUCUCUACGUUUGUCUUUGCUUGUAUAUUUCUCUGAGUCUACCUUACUCCAGGCUGUAACCCGUAUUUUCUUAUGCCUUCAAAUCUCUACCGAGACUCGCAGCCUCUGUCUAGUUGUGUCCUGUUUGCCGCAUCCUCUACAACUUCCAGCACAGACGACCUAGAGAAGGCUCGAUAGAAGAAGAGCAACCUGUAUCCAUACAGUCCGGACGUGUUUCAGCACCAUCUGUGUCCCGUUGGCAAAGCUUGAUCUCCCUGUUUUGUGAACCUGUGCUUGACCUCUUGGAGAAACCACUGGCCAUGCUAUCCACCUGUCAUACAGCGAUUACCUCCCCUUCCAAAGGACUCUGAGAGGACAUAGACACAUCAGCCAACUUCCGACUGACUAGUUUCGGUUAACACUUUUUGCAGAUUAUUUAUUUUUUUCAUUUUAUCUAAUUGCAACACGAGAGCCCGACACCAGGAGUACGAGCACUUAAACGUGUUAUCCUUUUCCGUUUGUAUUUUCCCAAGUGUUUAAGUUCAUCUCGAAAGGCGAGACGGCGGUUUCAACUGAUCUUGUUUCUUUCUUUUGCUUUCCUAUGGAUAUUCACUGCAAGGCAGAUCCUUUUUCAGCGAUGCACCCAGGCCAUGGCGGUGUGAAUCAGCUCGGAGGGGUGUUUGUGAAUGGCAGACCUCUGCCUGACGUAGUCAGACAGAGGAUAGUCGAGCUAGCCCACCAGGGAGUGAGACCCUGUGACAUCUCCAGACAGCUCAGGGUCAGCCAUGGCUGUGUCAGCAAGAUUCUUGGCAGGUACUAUGAGACUGGCAGCAUCAAACCUGGAGUUAUUGGAGGUUCCAAACCCAAAGUUGCAACACCAAAAGUGGUGGAUAAAAUCGCAGAAUACAAACGGCAAAACCCCACCAUGUUUGCAUGGGAGAUCAGGGACCGACUAUUGGCGGAGGGCAUCUGUGACAAUGACACUGUACCUAGCGUCUCCUCCAUAAACAGAAUCAUACGAACCAAAGUACAACAGCCCUUUCAUCCCUCACCUGAUGGAAGUGGGACUCCUAUUUCGGCACCUGGUCACACUAUUGUUCCUAGCACUGCUUCCCCACCUGUGUCCAGUGCCUCCAAUGAUCCUGUUGGAUCUUACUCCAUCAAUGGAAUCCUGGGUAUUCCGCGAUCGAAUGGUGAGAAAAGGAAACGUGAUGAGGAAUAUAAAGCUCCUCCCCCAGCCUGUGAAGUGGAACACUCCACUUUAACGUUCCCUCACGAGAUGACAGCUGUACGCAGGAUAAAAGCCCCUGCGGUUCUGAGAGCUGAUUGGCUGAAGUCAUAUGGAUCAGAUGGCUCUGGCCCAAAUGGAGAAACACAGAGUACUGUGGACACAUUACGAAAGCAUCUGCGUGCUGAUGCAUUUACUCAGCAGCAGCUGGAAGCUUUGGACCGUGUCUUUGAGCGCCCUUCUUAUCCCGAUGUCUUUCCUACAACUGAACACAUCAAAUCUGAGCAGGCUAAUGAAUAUUCUCUUCCUGCUCUGACUCCGGGACUAGAUGAAGUUAAGUCAAGUUUAUCAGCUGCCUCAAAUCCAGACCUUGGUACAAAUGUGUCGGGACCCCAGAGUUAUCCUGUAGUGACAGCAUGUUACCGCUCUUCUCUCAGUAUCAAACGAGAACCUGAAGAGGCAUCUCUGGCCCCUUUCACCCCUACUUCCCUUGCCAUAUCUGGGGUAGCUGAGCUACAGCAUCUUCAGCCAGCUCUGUCUGUUGAUGCUUCCACACCUUCCUACAAUACCUUCGGUCACCAUGAUGCCACGUAUGGGCAGCGCACCGGCCAACAUUUGCUAGCAGGUCGUGACAUGACAAGUACUACUCUUCCAGGAUACCCUCCACAUGUUCCCCCAACUGGACAGGGAAGUUACCCAACUUCCACACUUGCAGGGAUGGUACCAGGGAGUGAAUUUAGUGGAAAUCCAUAUACACAUCCACAGUACACAACCUACAACGAAGCCUGGCGUUUCAGCAAUCCUGCAUUACUAAGUUCCCCUUAUUAUUAUAGUGCUGCAUCCAGGGGCGCCGCACCUCCCACUGCUGCCACUGCCUAUGACCGCCACUAGUUACGAUGGAAACCACAUGAAACUGCAAGAUGAUGGCCUAGGCCUCCAUAUUGUACCAGUCUGAACAGCUUAAGUAUCAGUGGGAUGAAGAUUACUCCCUAAAACCAUUAUAUUUGUAGGUACAGUAUGAAGGACAGACAUGGCCACACCCCACAGCAACUGCAGCAAUCCUGCAAACUGUAUGAAAAGGCACAUUUGCAUUGAUUACAUCAUAUUGUUUUUACUUUUAAAUUACUGUGACUUGGCAGCAGAAAACUGUGUGACAGCAGAAAAAAAGUCAGUAAUAAGUAAAAGAAAAACAGUUGUACCUACAAGGAAUGGGAAAAGCAUGGCUGCUACUCAAGUUUCAGAACUGUUGUGAAAGUUGCUACAUUAAGGAUGGGGCAAAGUUUCAUUUGGAAGCCGUUGCUACAGAAGGCAGAGCACUAUGAUUUCUUGUUUACAACACACAAAAUAUACUUUAAAACUGAUGACAGACUCUGACAGUGGUUGAUGGGAUCAUAGGAGGUCUAUGUCCUCAUUCAAUUCUUUCUUUUUAGAACACAUCCUACUGCAAAACUGAUGGACUCUGCACAAAAAAAAAAAAAAAAAAAAGAAAUGCCAGCAUCACCUGGUGGACACGUACCUGUGAUACACAAUCAGUCAAGUCACACCUUGACUACUGAAUGCAAGAAUAAACAGAAAUACAAGCCUUUUUCUAUUACAAACUAGAAUAGACAUGAAAAACUCCCCCUGCUUUGUGGUGGUAAAUCAUGAAGGUCAAUAUAAUGACAAAAUACUGUAACAAAACAGUUUUUUAUAAAAAGAAAAAAAAAAGCUUACUCCAACAAAAUUCAUGCAAUAUUUGUUUUUCUUUUUCUUUUUUACUUUUUUUAUUUUGCACUAUGACUGGAAAGUUUGCCUGUAGGGGAUGGAAACUCAAAACAAUUCACUUGCAGUAAGUACAUUUCUGUGAUGUAGGAAAGGAUUUAUCCAUAGUAAAGACAGCAAGGAAAGAAAAAUUCUAAAUUUGCAGAAACGGCACUUAAAUAGGCUUUUGAGUAAAGUUUACAAUUGCUUGCUUUUGCCAUUGCUUCUGUAGAUUCUGUUCAACAUUUUUUAAGGUGGGGGUAUUACAACUAUCUCCCAAGAAUCUCUUGUAGGUGAAUAUAAUCAUUAGUUCUAGCUGGUAAUAUACCACAUAUUUCAAUAGUUUCAAACCACAGCAGCAUCACAUUAUAAUUGAUCAUAGCGUAAAGUAUUUUGUACUCCAUAAAGUUGUAUAAUCUGGUCUAACCCAUUAAGUAAAUUCUAAAAGUUGCACUUAUAAAGAAUAAAGCAUGAAACCCGCUAGCCAGUAGAGCUAGCUCAGUAGGUCAUUGUAGAUUAUAUUUUGUGUCUGCUUUUUUUUUUUGUUGAGCAUGGCUUUCUGAUCACUGAAACAGUGCUUGAUUACGAGCAUUCUCAGUUAUCAAGCCAACAGAAUUAGUAAUUUUCUUAAAAAUGCGGGGUCUAACACAUUCUUCAUGUAGCAUUAUCUAUAUUGAUGCAGUGCUGGUGACCAAGUUUUCUGCCACUGGUGAGGUCCAAUCAAAAAUGGUCUAGAAUGUAGAAUAUAAUCACAGUUCACCUUUCAGAUCUCUUCCCAGAAGUUCUCUUUUUUUUAUUCCACAAAAUUCUGAACAUUUUUUUUAGACAGACAGUAGUGUAUCGAUUUUUUAAAAUAACAUUAAAAAUAACAUUGCCUUCUGUAGAUUUUGGAAAAUAAUUCAUCAUGUCAUAUAAUCUGUCUUAUAAAUCAGUAAAGCCCUUAUACUGCCAAAAGUGUGCACUGCGUACAAAAAUAAAUUAAAUGAAUUCCCUGCCACUUCUCAAUAUUCAUGACUUUUUUCCAAAUAAACAGUUAGUAGAGGACAUGUUACUAAAGUACCUAUAGGCAAGAUAUAUAUUUAUGUCUCUUGAAUGUAUUUUAUAAACUUGAGUGUUCAAACACUUCUUUGUAACCAACUGACUUGGACUAUUACAAAAUUCACUUUUUCCAGAAUUCAGCAUAUUGUGCACUCCUAUUCAUUAAUUACAAUAUUCAUAACGCAACAUCGUGGCAUGCCUGUACUUUGCAUGGUCAUGUUUUAUUCACUUCCACUGAUUUGCUUUAUCCGUAUAACACCACCCAAGGCAUUCACAUUUAAUAAUUAAAGUUAAGACUACUUGGAAACUUACUUUUUUCCAGGCCUAUGAAAACAUUUUCGUAGUGUCUACUUGGAAGCAAAAUAACUAAAAUUCUGGAAAGGGAAAUAUUCUCAUAGAGUAUUAUGUUGCAGUUUACAUACAUGACCAGUUUAAUCACUGCAAAUGUUGCUUUGUUAUUAAAAAGUAUGCUUUGCAGAAUAUUUCAAAAUUAAAAUUGAAAAUAAUUUAUGUCUAAAGGGAAUUGAUGCCUCAUGAUUCUAUGGCAACUCCCCCCUGGAAAAUGUUUCAGCAUGCUUAGGACUUAGUGGCAUAGGUGUACAUGAAACAUAGGGGGAAGAUAAUCAGAAAGAUGGAACUGCAUUGAGAUACAUAAGCUCAUCUGCUUCAGUCACUCCUAGAAGAUGAAAACCACAGAAUAGGAGACAGGUAAGGAAACCUAGAAGAUACAGAGAGCAAAGGGGACACUUUAUCACAGGAAACAGAGGGGACAUGACACCAUAGAUAUCUGCUGCUGUAUGCAGAAGUGCUACUUUAUGUCACAUAAAUAUUUGCUUUCCUUUACCUGCACUGUUCAUUCUCUCAAACAGGAAAGUGCAAGUGAGCAAGUUGACAGUAAUGCACCUUUUAUCUAGCAGCCAACUAGGAAUAACUUAAUUCUCAUGCUCAGAAGUAUCUCAUCAGGUGCUAAUGGUAAUGGGCUCACAUGCACAAGUAACAGAGGUGAAUGUGCACUUACUGAGUGACCAGUGUGAAGAUGAGCAACUUAAAAAUGUUUGGAACAUGAUAUCAUUAGUAAUGAAUUCUAGCUGUCUUCAGCAUUCUGUACAAUUCUGCUAGGUAAUUCACUUAAAAAUACAUUGGCGAGCAUGGCCACUUUAAGGUUAUGAUAUUUUUUGUUUUCUCAGCAUUCUGUAAAAAUAAGCAAGAGACAAUCCUGCAUGCAUUAAAAUUCAGUUCAAAUAACUUUUACAAGUAACAUAUGAAAAACGCAGACUCUGUUGAUCUUGGUAAACCAUAAUGAAUACUAUCCAAGUCUUACAGUUAAAGAAAUUGGCAAAUCUGUGCACAUACUUAUCACACAGAAUAUUUACAAAAUUUGUAUUAGCUGACACUUUAAAAAUUAGUUUAAUUCAGGUGACAGAGAAGUGAUGCAAAUUUCACUAUGUGGUCAUUUGAGAACAAUUUUUUUUUCUGUUUGCAAUCUGUAAAGCUGUUCAUGGGACACUGAUUCACUAGGAGGUAGAGUAGUUGCUAGAUUAGCAGUGGAUAUCUAUUGAGUCAAACCCCAUGGCAUCAUCAGCUGUAAUGUCAUUGAUAUUGCCAUUAUUGGCAUUAAGUAAAAUAAUACCAUAAUUCUCAAGUCUGUUUCUGAAUAUUAAUAUGGUAAGAAGCAGGUUUACAGUAGGAAUAGUGUACUUACUGGACAUUAGUACCCCAAAUUCCAAGCAUGGUGCUGUUUGCAUACUGCACUACUGUAACUAAAUUAUAUAUAGCUUUGCAGGGAUGUAAAGUGUUACAAGCAUAAAUGUCAACAGAUUAAAUUUUAAAGGAAAACUCCACCAAAAGCAUGCUUUUUAUUUUUCAUAUUUUGAUAUUCUGUGAUGCCUCAGAAUUACUUUGUUACUUGUUACAUUUUGAUCUCUUUUGUCUCAAAAUGGAUGUCACAGUUCUGUCAUUAUUCUGAUUUCCAGAGCAAUUUGUGACCUCUUUAUGUAUUAAAUCUCAAGUGUUAAUAAAGAAGAUUAUUUUUUUUCAUUUAGAUAGAGUACUAAUUGUAGCUUUUCAGACAUACUGUGGAUGCCAUGCAAUUUUGUUUUCUAUUAUAUAACCUUUACAAAAUUGUUCAUGGUACAUUUAAAGCAUCAUAACAAACUAGAAAUUAGGGGAGUUUUGUUAAUUAUUCAAAAUUGUAGUCCUUAAACAAUUACCAGAAUUUCUACAUACUCAUCCUGAGGUGUCACACUUCUCAAUUCAGUACAGCAGUUACGGUCAUUCAUCUUUAGCUAAGAGUGGACACUUAAAAGAGUUAGCAAAGUUGGUGGUGUUUUAGACUGCCUUUAAUUUAUUGGCAUUUAUAUAGAUAAAAAUGACACUUCCCUGGCUAAAACGAGAGUGCUUAGCACUUUGUUUACACAGUAUUGCACUACUAACUCACUCUUAUUCUUUGUAUAAAGAGUUAUAAAAAAAACUAUUUGAAAAAGAAUUUUACUUUUAGUGUUAAUGUAUGCAUUUUAUAGCACAAUACUGACCUCUGCAUGGUACAUUCUUAUAGGUUCAUAGGCCUAUAGGUGGUUACUCGCCUAAGACCCAAAAUAAUUUUAAGCUUUGCCAAGCUUAUUCCAUUGGAAUGAAAAUUGGAGGAACAAUGACUAAUGUUAAAAACUACAGAAAAUUGUAUUUUACCCUGUGUUGCAUAGCCUGAAAAGAAUUUCUUCAUGAAACAGUGGGAGAUUUUGAACAGGCAAAAUACGGUAGGACUCUAUGGCAAGGAAAAAUAGAAGUUAAGAAACUGAAACCUAAUUUUUGAUUUUUGGGCAUUACAUGGCACAUACGUAUUAUUAUACAGAAAAUAACUCUACAGUAAAAUUAACUAACUGGAUGGUGGAGUUUUCCUUUUAAGUCAUAUUAACAGUAUUAACAGUAUGUACAAGGACUCUUCAACUGCUAGUCGGUAUAUCCUUUCAUUUCUUAACAUUUCUCCUCAUCUCAAAACAUUCUAAGUAGUUAUCAGUUUUCAUCUGUUUUUAUAAUUUCUUCCAGAAUUUAAAUUAUAAUUCUGCUUUUUGGCACCACAAAUUACAAAUAAUCCCUGCUGUUGAUUAUUUUAUGUGGAAAAAGUUGUUGAAGAAACUUUUGAAAGACAAGUGUCACCUCACUUUUAUUCAGUUUGUACAUGCAUUCAUUUUUAAUGAAAAGUGAAUACAAAAACUGCAGACUCCAAAGUGUUUGUGUAGGCAUAAAUUAAAAAGUCUUAACAAAACUAAGAAAAUAAAUAAUCUCCAUUAAUUUCUUUGGUAAUUUACAACACAAAAAAACAUGAUAAAUAUCCAGUGUUUAACUAAAGGCCAUUAAACUUUUGAAAUUACUUAAAUAGUAUGAGUAUUCCAUGUUAUUCAAGUGUUACAAUGCAAGUAAUAAUGAAGGUAAAUUCCAAACUAAAAAGUAGCACAAGUUGUUUUCUAUACAAGUAUUAUAUCAUUAGCAUUCUUGAGACUGAAUCUAGUUAAUUUAUUUUAAAAUGUUUCAGAAGCUGUUGUUUGUUUAUGCAUUCAUAAACUCAACCACAGGGUGAAAAUCAAUUUAUUUGACUCUGACUUGACAAGUUGCAAAAUAUGCUGCCAAAUCACAUGCAUUAUGUUACUCAGGACUCUUUAUCAUACACUGUAGGAUGUGGCUUGGACAAAAUAACAAUAGAAAAGAAAGGAAAAAGAAAAAAAAAAUAAAGCAAGAUAUCAUUGUUAGCACUUACAAGAUAUGGCACGUCCAUUCUAAAAAAAAAAAAUCUGAUUGCCUACCAGAAGCAAUAAACACACACACACACAAUUCACUUGCAGCAACACACGUGCAACAGUAAAUCUAUCCCCCCGCCAAGACUUUCCUCUAACCCAGAAAAAACUGUCAUAUGCACACACGUUCUGAUCCUUUUAUAAACAUGAGCAUGCAUGCACCCCCCCAUGCACACUUGCACAUGCACAAACAUGCAUGCACACACACCACUAAUUUAGUCCCCUUGUCUGGCCUUUAUUCUGUCUAUAACAUGCAAGUACACACACACACACACACACACACACACACACACACACACACACACACACACACACACACACACACACACACAAACACUCUCUGACCUAAUGCUGAAACUUUUGUAUUUCUGACAGUUUCGGCAUUCGAACAAAACCACACUUAUUGUCAUGCAAGUACAUCUCACAUAUUGCAGGAGCAGUUGAUAUUUUUACCUUUGACAUUUUUGGCAAUAUUGACAACUGAGUGCUUUCACUCAAAAAACACAGCCAUAAACUCUGUCGACUAAAGGCACAUUCAACAGAGUUUACUGAAACCCCCCCCCCCCCAGACACACAUACACACACACACACACACACACACACACACACACAC